AUGGCACCAACCGAAAUCCCCGCCCGCCACGGCCUCGCCAUCCCUCUCUCAAAGGGCCAAACAGUCAAAGUCAUCAACACCCACGGAACCCAAGUGGUCGACACCUGGGCCUUUACCAUCUCAUCUUUCCCUCCUUCCCCAUCCACAUCUUCAUCCAUAGUGACUCAGAUGUCUAACCAACACACGCGGGCCUGUCUCAAUCGCAGCAUUCCCCGUGUCCGCGAUGGCUUGUUCAAUAAUAAACGAGAGAAGAUGUUGACGCUUACGGAGGAUACGACUAUGGGACAUCAUGAUACGUUGAUUGCGGCGUGUGAUGAGGAGAGGUAUGUUGAGCUUGCGGGCGAGAAGGGACGGGGGCAUAGGAAUUGUAGUGGAAAUUUGGGGGAGGGGUUGGGUGGUCUUGGUGCGUUUUCCUUUCAUAUUUUCGACUGAUUUGCUCUUCCGUUCUCUUUUCUUUUGUUCUUUGAGCUUUUUGAGUGGUUUGGGCGAAGGGGUGAGAUAUAUGAAGUGAGGAGAAAGGAUGGGGAUGAAGGAGCUAAUGGAAAUAGGCAUUACACCCCCGCAAUUCACACCCUCCCCCUUGAAUUUGUUCAUGAAUAUUCCUAUCCGUGCGGAUGAUCACACGAGUCUUAGUUUUGAGGAGCCGACGAGUAGGAAGGGGGAGUAUGUUUGUUUGAGGGCCGAGAUGGAUUUGGUGGUUGCUUUUAGUGCUUGUCCUCAGGUAUGGUUUGUCCCUUCCAAAUGGAGUAAGAAGAUGAAAGGGAAGGGAUGAAUGGAAGUGAGGAAGGGAGAAGGGGAAGAGGAGUGAGAAAAUGCUGAUUGGAUUCCAUAGGAUAUUUUGGCUAUUAAUUGUGGGAAGCCUGUUGAGGCGCAUUUUGAGGUUUUUUAG
Hymenoscyphus albidus is the source of this 889-nucleotide messenger RNA. The record is from the annotation of a GenBank genome assembly. NCBI's taxonomy places the organism in Eukaryota, Fungi, Ascomycota, Leotiomycetes, Helotiales, Helotiaceae.